Sungouiella intermedia is the source of this 4848-nucleotide messenger RNA. Lineage: Eukaryota; Fungi; Ascomycota; Pichiomycetes; Serinales; Metschnikowiaceae. The record is from the annotation of a GenBank genome assembly.
AUGUUGGACUCCCGUUCGUCACGGUCAACACCCACGCUUGCUUUGAAAUCGGUUCAUGGUGACUAUAUCGGCGGACGAAACGCCAAUUUCAAAAAGUGGUACUUUGCCACUGAGAUGGAUUCGGAGGACUCAGAAGAGCCCCCGAGCCCGCGAUCACUGUCCUGGCAGGCUUACAAGAAGGCAGAAGAGGGAUGGUACAAAAGCUUCCACAGGUUGGCUGCCAGAGACUACAUCACACAGGUGGGUCUCUACUUACUUUGUUGGGGAGAAGCAAAUAAUGUCAGGUUCAUGCCCGAGUGCAUGUGCUUUAUAUUCAAGUGCUGCAAUGAUUACUAUUAUUCUCUCCAAGGAUCCUGGGAGUGUGGGCAAUCGGGCGUAAUUUUCUUAGACCAUGUUAUCACACCCAUUUACGAGGCAAUCAAGGGCCAGCGGUACUUCCAAGACGAGUUGGGAGGCUUGCAGUUUAUUGAUAAAGAUCAUAAAUCUGUGGUCGGAUAUGAUGACAUGAACCAGCUCUUUUGGUACCGCCAUGGACUUCAAAGGAUUAUGUUGAAGAACAAAACCAAAUUAUUAUCCAUUCCACGGGAGCAAAGGUUUCUUGCAUUCAAUGAUAUUUGGUGGGAAAAAUCAUUUUUCAAAACAUUCAAGGAGACACGUUCUUGGAUGCAUGUGUUUCUUAACUUUAGCAGAGUGAUUAAUAUCCAUUUGGCUAUCUUUUGGUGCUAUACUGUGCUCAACUCAUCACCAAUCUACACAAAAAACUACCAAGUUCUCAAAGAUACAAAACCCGAGGUUGCAAUUAAGCUAUCGGUAUUGUCGCUUGUUGCUGGUAUUAUUUCUUUCACAAAUUUGACUUCAUUGUUUGUCGAGAUAUUUACUAUCUCGAGGAGAUGGAAGGGAUCACUUCCCUUAUUCAAGCGGUUUUGCGGCCUCACAAGUCUAUUACUAAUUACCACUGUGCCAGCUGUGUGUUUCUAUUAUGAUUAUCUCUCCCCGAGUGAAACUUCCAGUGUUGUGUUAGCGAGUGCUCAAUUUUGUGUAGCCAUCAUUUCCGUUGUUUACAUGAUCUUUGCCAAACCUUCCACCUUGUUUGGAACGAAUAUGCCUGGACGUUCAGGAUUAGCAACGCAAAGCUUUACCUCAAAUUUCUAUCACCUUCAAGGAACUGACUUGUUGGCCUCAUAUGGUCUCUGGAUUGGCGUUUUCACGUCAAAGUGUAUCGAGUCUUACUUCUUCCUCGCUUUGUCAACUCGAGAUCCCAUACGCGAGUUGAGUAUUAUGAGAUCUAAUUGUGUGGGGGAUAGGCUUUUAGGAUCUCACAUCUGCCGAAUUCAACCGCUCAUUGUUUUAUCCAUUGUUCUUUUAUUGGAACUCAUUCUAUUUUUCCUUGAUACGUAUUUAUGGUAUGUGAUUUGGAAUACCCUGUUUUCAGUCUUAAGGUCUUUCUACAUUGGAGCUUCCAUCUGGACGCCAUGGAGAAAUAUCUUCUCAAGACUUCCAAAACGGAUUUACUCCAAGUUGAUCAUCACUUCCAAAAACCGCAAAGCGGCUCACAAAGCUCAAGUGUCCAAAAUUUGGAAUUCUAUCAUAAUUUCCAUGUAUCGAGAACAUUUCUUAUCGAUUGAGCAAGUUCAGAAGCUUCUUUACCAGCAGGUCCUGGACAAUGAAACCGAUUUGAAUUUGAAGGAACCAACAUUUUUCAUUUCGCAAGAAGAUGACUCUUUAAAGUCAGGGUUAUUCUAUACGAAUUCAGAAGCUCAAAGAAGAAUCACAUUCUUUGCUCAAUCUUUAUCCACACCAAUGCCUGAUAUUCGUGAGAUCAAGAGUAUGCCAGCAUUUACAGUAUUCAUUCCCCACUAUGGGGAGAAGAUUAUCUUAUCUUUAAGGGAAAUCAUCAGAGUUGAAGGUAAGUAUUCUCAUGUUACCAUGCUAGAGUAUUUGAAACAAUUAUAUCCAUCAGAAUGGCGUAACUUUGUUCGUGAUUCCAAGAUGAUGACAGAGGAGCUUGAAUCAGCUGCUUCUGAUGAAGAGCUUUCAAAGGAAGAGUUUUCUGACAUUCCAUUUCAUUCAGUUGGUUUCAAGAUUGCAAAACCUGAGUACAUCAUGCGUACCCGAAUCUGGGCUUCCCUACGAUCUCAGACCCUUUAUCGAACAGUUUCUGGGUUCAUGAAUUACUCCAGGGCAAUCAAAUUGUUACAAGAUAUCGAAACUUCAAAAGAUGAUGAGGAAUUUUACGAUGAUCGAAAGUUGAGAAGCAUUCACUCCAUGGCGUUGAGGAAAUUUCGGAUGAUUCUAUCCAUGCAAAGAUAUCAGCACUUUUCAGAUGAAGAAAAGGAGAGCACCGAAUAUUUAUUAAGGGCAUAUCCGGAACUUCAGAUUGCUUACAUCGAAGAAGAGUAUGACUUCAAGUCAGUAUCGUGCACCUACUACUCAUGUUUGAUUGAUGGCUCUUGCACUGUAUUGGCAAAUGGAGACAGAAAACCAAAAUUCAGAAUCAAGCUCUCUGGGAACCCACUUUUGGGAGAUGGUAAGUCAGAUAACCAGAAUCAUGCUAUUAUAUUUACUAGAGGAGAGUAUAUUCAGCUUGUGGAUGCGAAUCAAGAUAAUUACUUAGAGGAAUGUCUCAAGAUCAGAAAUAUUCUCGCUGAAUUUGAUGAGAUGAAUGUGACGGACCCUUACGAAGAGAACACCAAGAAUGCGCUUACAGACCACCCUGUUGCAAUUAUUGGAACCAGAGAGUAUAUAUUCUCAGAGAAUAUCGGUAUUCUAGGAGACAUAGCAGCAGGCAAAGAACAAACCUUUGGAACUCUUUAUGCGCGUACGCUAGCUCAGGUGGGAGGAAAACUCCAUUACGGCCACCCUGAUUUUUUGAAUUCCAUUUUCAUGAGUACAAGGGGAGGUGUUUCAAAGGCUCAAAGGGGACUUCAUUUGAACGAAGAUAUCUAUGCUGGUAUGAAUGCAUUAAUGCGUGGAGGAAGAAUAAAACAUAGUGAGUACAUGCAAUGUGGGAAAGGUCGUGAUUUGGGAUUCACUUCUAUUCUGAAUUUCAUUACCAAAAUUGGAGCUGGUAUGGGUGAGCAGAUUAUUUCAAGAGAGUAUUACUUCUUAGGCACUCAACUUCCUCUAGAUCGAUUCUUGUCAUUUUACUAUGCUCAUGCUGGCUUUCAUUUGAACAACGUUUUCAUUAUCUUGUCGAUUCAGCUAUUCUUAUUGGUGGGAAUUAAUUUAGCGGCUUUGACUAAAGAAUCAGUGUUGUGCAAGUAUGACAGGGACAUUCCUUUUACUGAUAGAAGGGAACCUGUAAACUGCUUAAACUUAAUUCCUGUGAUCAGAUGGCUCGAAAGAUGUAUUUUCUCCAUUUUUGUGGUGUUUCUCAUUUCAUUUGUUCCAUUGGGAGUCCAAGAGCUAACCGAGCGAGGGGUUUACAAAUCUCUUGUCCGCUUAAGCAAACAUGUUCUUUCCAUGUCCUCAAUGUUCGAAAUUUUUGUUUGCAAAGUUUAUUCUCACGCCUUAAUAACGGAUCUCAAAGUUGGUGGAGCGCAAUACAUUUCUACUGGAAGAGGGUUUGCAACAAAAAGGGAGAAAUUUACCGACAUCUUUUCACGAUUGGGUUACGUCUCAUUGAAAACAGGCGUCUUCAAUAUUUUAUUGAUUACAUUUAUUUCCAUACAUUUAUGGAGUCCAGCUUUUGUCUAUUUCUGGAUAACAAUUCUUGGUCUUGUUAUGAGUCCGUUCCUUUACAACCCCAAUCAGCUUCAAUUUGAUGCCUUCUUCAUCGAUUACUUAAACUUUUUGAGGUGGAUGUUUGUUGGAAGCAAGAACAAGGCAUUUUCAUGGGCAACAUUAACAAGAAGAGAGCGAACCCAAUACACUGGGAUGAAGAAAAAGAGAAGUCAUGCAACGGCGCUCAGCACACAAGAAAGAGUCAGACCAUCAAGACGAAACUUGAUUGCAUCAAGUCUUUUACCAAAAUUGUUUGUUACUGCUGCGAUUACUACAACUUAUCUAUUCCUCAACGCUCAAAGUGGGUUAAGUAAUCGUUACCCUACCUUGGCAUUCCAGAGAAUAAUCAUAGUAGCACUUAUUCCACUUGCUUUCAACGCCAUCAUCUUGGUCACUUUUUUCGUCAUUUCAGCUAUAACGGGACCGAUCAUCACUCUUGCCUUCAAAGACUAUGGAUCAUUUGUUGCCUUCUUUGCUCAUGGCUUUGCAGUGAUGAUGUAUAUUGUCAGCUUCGAGUUUCUUUGGUACUUCCAGAAUUUUGAUGUCAGUCAAACUAUAAUUGGAGUUGCACUGGCCAUUCUGUUUCAAAGCUGCGUGAUCGAGAUGGUAACUAUAAUGUUGUCAAGAGAAUUUCGAAACGAAGCAGCAGAUCAUGCUUGGUGGUCUGGUAAUUGGAUUAAAGCAGGAUUCAGAUGGAGAAUCCUAAGUCAGCCGCUCAGAGAGGGUGUCUGCAAGUUUAUUGAGAUGGAGCAUUUUGUGGCCGAUUUGUUUGUGGGCCAUGUCAUCUUCUAUCUUCAGAUUCCGAUCCUCCUUAUCCCACUUUCAAACACAUGGCACACGAUGAUGCUCUUUUGGAUGAAACCAGGUGACUUGUUGAGGCAGAGAGUGCCAUCAAAAAGAAACCACAGGAAACAAAACAUCAAAGUGAUAUUCUCUAUUGUUCUCUUCAUAGUUGGACUUAGCAUGAUCAUGUCGUUGAUAAUGGUACCCAAGAUACUCAUUGAAGGAGAGAUCGUGGACAUUAGAAGCUAUGUACCGCUGUACAUUGAUCAACUAAAGCAGCCGAUUCAUCUUGAUUCCAGGAAGAAAGGCUUGCACAAAGAUCUUUAUUACAAACGCUCAUGA